Engraulis encrasicolus (European anchovy) is the source of this 14843-nucleotide messenger RNA. RefSeq names its product pericentrin (gene pcnt). Bases 106 to 14346 code for a protein of 4746 amino acids. Gene Ontology annotation, molecular function: molecular adaptor activity. The transcript has 64 exons. The record is from RefSeq and is a predicted model, not a curated record. NCBI's taxonomy places the organism in Eukaryota, Metazoa, Chordata, Actinopteri, Clupeiformes, Engraulidae. Gene Ontology annotation, biological process: signal transduction.
UUCUUUCCAACUUGAAGAUAUACAGCAAAGAAAUAGGAGAUUUUAUCUAAUUGAGAGUUGCAUCGCGAGCUAAAUUCACUCGUAUGGUGUAGUUUUACUCAGGAAAUGGAUCAAGAUGAACGGCAGCGAAAACUCGAAGCCGGACGAGCAAAGCUUGCUCACUAUCGACAGCGUCGUGCGAAAGGUGACGGUGGGGGCUCGUCGAAAAAGGCGGCGAAGAGGAAGGGCGCGGCUAACCAAAAGGCUGACGGCGCGCAGAAAGAGCGCCCCCUAGAGACGUCACAGAACUCAGCGGUGACGACGCCAGGACACGACGGACACGUCGACUCACCAGAGGACCAGAGUGACACUCAAGAGCACUCCAGAUCCUCCAGUGAAGACCACAGCAGUAGUUUGGAGCAGGAAGGCAACAGGCUGGCGGCGGAUGACUGUAGCCAGGCACAGAGCUCCCUUUUGGGGGACGGGGCAGAGGCUCACCCCCCUGAAGAACCAGGGGCCAUGGUGGUCCCACACACAGGCAAAGAGCAGCUUAAGCAGCUGCAGCGUGCGGUGGAGAAGCGCAACGAGAUCAUCUCCCAGCUGAGCAGCAACCUGCAGGGGGCACUCAAGAGCAGAGACCAGGUGCAGCAGGAGGCCCUGCAGCUCACACAGCAGAUACAGGCCCUGCAGCUGCAGCUCCAGCAGACGAAGGAGUACCUGAGGAGUAGGAGUCAGGGUAGCUGUGAGCUCAGCCAGGCUCCGCAGCACUCUGGGCAGCCAAUGUCACCACAGAGCCUCCAGGUCCAGGACCUGCUACAGCAGCAACUGAAGGAACUCCAGCAGAAAACCAAAGAACAGCAGUGCCUCUUGGCCGAGAAGGAUUCAGUGAUCUCGAACCUCCAACAGCAGCAGCUGCUGGGAGGAGCCUCGGAGUCCGUCGGCCAAAGAUCUCCUCCGCCCCCCAGCCUCAUUGACCUCAACUGCUCCCCGCUAGCCAAGAGCCUCAUUUCAUUUAGCCCGCAACAAGCCUCGCAGUCCUCUGACCAGUCGCACUCCCAGGUCGUUGAUGUGCUUCAAGCGGAGCUGGCCAAGGAGAAGGAUGCUUGCGAGGAGGCGCGGGGCCUUGCUGAGCAACUGCAGCGGCAGGUGGACAGCAUGGAGGGACACCGCCAAGGCCUGGAGACCAAGCUGGCCGAGCUGCAGUCCGAACUCAGCAGGGCUGAGAGCCACGCCACUGAGGCACAGCAGUACAAGGUGGAGAAGGACGAGCUGAACCGAGAGAUGGCCAGGUUACACUGCCAGGUGGACGAGCUCCAGAAACGCCUCCGAGACGAGGAGGAAACGUCACGCCUGCUGCGCUCCAGACACGAGUCGGACAUCUCGAACUACGACCUCCGUCUGCAGACGCUGCAGGAGGAGAGAGAGAUGGACCUGGCCCAGCUUGCCGAGAGUCACGAGACGGCUCUCAAACAACUGCAGGCCCAGCACGACGACGACGUCCAGCAGAUUAGGAACCUCCUUGAACAGGUUCAAGGACAGUGCUCCCAACUCGACCUUUCACCUCACCGCGGUGCCUCGGAGGAUUCGAUCGAACGGGUCAGCCAGAUGAAGGCCUCCAAAGAGCAGCAGAACCAGGAUCUCGCCAGCGAGGGUUCCUCAAAGCCAGAAGCCGUAACCAGCAACGGUUCCCUAAUGACAGACCUCUGUCUGGACACCUCUGUCUCUGAAGAGCCGGUGCCCCUCAUGGAGAUGUAUUUGGCCCGUGCUGAUCCGCACAACAGCUCCUGGGCGGACGAGAGCAUCGAGCAGCACAGCCUGUUGGAGACUUCCGGUCAGUUCGAGCUCAACAGCGAAAUCAUUGAGGGUGGAGAGCUGAGUGUUUUCGACGACACAGAGAACGGCGCUGCCGACCUCACUGGAGGGGCUUUGUCCUCCGUGGGAGACGCGGACAACCUCGUUACGGAGAUAGGGGAGUCAUCAACUUCCCAUGAGAUGGACCUGGGCAAGGAGUUGCUACUGCAGCAGUGUCAAGAGCUGAGCGAUCAGCUGGAGCAGCGGGACAGGCAGCUGGAGAUACUGGAGGAGGAGGUGCGGCGCUCUGCCGAGGAGGUGGCCGAGGCACGGGACCGCUGGAGCAAGGCGUCGGAGGAGCUGGAAGCACUGCAGUGGGAGCUGGAAGAGGAGAAGGAGCGGAGGAGCAAAUACGAGGAGGAGGUGAAGGAGGAGCGGGCAAAGAUGUCCAAGGCCUCAGAGAAGUUGCAGGAGGAGCUGGAGAAGAGGGGCGACGCCUCUGAGGAGCUGGCAGAAGCUCAAGCUCGUUGCAACAAAGCCUUGGAGGAGGUGAAGGAGGAGCGGGAGAGGAGGACCAAGGUCUCUCAGGAGCUGGACGAGGAGAGGCAGAAGAGGAGCAAAGCCUCAAAGGAGCUGCAGGCCCUGCAGUGUGAACUGGACAACGAACGGGAGAGGAGGACAAAGUUCGAGGAGGUGCUGAGCGAGACAGAACACGAGCAGGACAACCUGAGGAAUAAGAUCAGCUUCCUGGAGAACCUGCAGCAGGAACUGGUCCACACAAAGAACAGAACCAACUCGGAGGGCAAGACCAUCUGCCUGUCGGGAGAGGACCUGAUCCGGGAGCUGAAGGAGGAGCGGGUCCAGUUGCUGUACCAGCUCCGGCUCCAAGAGCAGCUGGUGCGAGACGUCCAGGAGAAGAAGCUGGCGGGAGACACCGUGAGCAGCGAGGUGCAGGCCAUCUUCGGGCGUCAGCUCUCCUUCCUGCACACCCAGAGAGACCAGCUGCUUGUACAGUUGGACGGCCAGCGGGAGAAAAACGAGAGUAGCUCACUGCUGCUGCAGCAGAAGAAUCAGGAGGUGGACGCUGCCCACAAGGAGCUCCAGCAGCUGGCUGUGCAGUUGCAGGAGAGCGGGGAGAAGAUUCAGGUCUUGGAGCAAGAGAAGGAAGACCUGAAGAGCAAGCUAGCGUGCCUUAAGCAGAACCUGACCAACCUGGAGGAGGCGCAGACUCACGCAGCCCUGGAGAAGGCCAGUCAGGAUCGACGAAUCCAGGCUCUGGAGGACCAGGUCCAGAGCAUGGAGAGCGUUCUGGAAUCGGAACUCGAGGACUUCCAGAACCAGCUGGAGGCCAGGUAUUCCGAGCUGGAGAAGGCAAACAGUCUUCUGGAGAAGGCAGAGGGGGAGCGCAUGGAGAAGGAGAAGGAGCUGGUUGAGGUCAGGCAGACCCUGGAGGAGCUCCGGGAACAGCACAGGGAGGAGGUGCUGCAGCUACUGCAGAAGGAGGAGAAGGCAUGCAACCAGCUGAGGAGACGGCAUGAGGAGGAGCGGGAGAUGCUGAAGGCCAGCGUCCAUACAAAGAUUGAUGAUCUCAACACUGAGAUGGAUGACCGGUUGUCUGAGCUGAGGAUCGAGUUGGAAGAAGAGCACAGGAAACAAGUCUGCAUGAUCAAACAGGUGCAUGAGCGUGAGCACCAGAGAGGCAUGUCUGCGCUGUCCGCUGAGCACCGGGACGCGCUGGACAAGCUGAGGGAGGAGCUGACUGGAGAACUGCGGGAGAGCAUGGAGGAAGCCCACCAGGCUGAGUUGCAGCAGACACAGACCCAACAGACCCUGGAGAUGGAGGCGUUGCGCCUGAGCCUGGCCAACAUGCACGCGGCGCAGCUGGAGCUGACGCAGGCCAACAUGCAGAAGGAGCGCGAGGCGGCGCUGAGCGAACUGCAGGGGGCGCUGCGGGACAAGUGGGCUCAGGAGAGCGCCAUGCUGCAGACGCGACAGCAGUUUGAACUGGAGAGACUACGGCAAGACAAGGGCACACAGGAAGAGAGGAUACAGCAGCAGCACCAGAGACAGAUGGAUGACCUGAAGGCUGAGUGGGAGAAGCGCCUGUCGGAAGAGAAGGCUUCUGCAGAACAGCUCCAGGCUAGCCAAAUACAGGACUUGAAGGCCCAGUAUGCCCUGGAGGCCGAGCGACUCCAGGGUGAGCUCCAGGCCUGUGUGCAGGAGGCCCAGAAGAGACUGGCCGAGACCCAGGCGGCACUCACCGAUGCCCAGGCAGCUCUGGCUGAGGCUCGGGGCCACGUGGAGGAGGUGGAGACCUCCAGAGAGCAGGAGGUGCAGAGGCUGGAGCAGGAGCUCACCCAGGCCUGCACGGACAGGGACAACGCUGCCCGAGCCAUCGAAGAACUGGUAGCCAGCCAUAAGGUGGUGGUGGAGGAGGAGCGCGGUCGCUGUCAACAGCUGGAGGAGACGGCCAAUCAGCUACAGCAGCAGGUGGAGAAGCUCCAGUCUGAGUGUGCGGAUGUGAAGGCCAGUUCUCAGCAGGAGGUGUCGCAGCUCUGGGCCCAGCUGGAGGCCAUGAGGAGCAGCCGACAGGAGCUCGGAGAGCUGAAGGAGCAGCUGGUGCUGCGCUCCUCUCGUGUGGAGGACAUCGAGCGGCUGAAGCAGGAGUUUUCCCAGCAGAGGAGAGACCUGCAGCAACACAACGAGUCGGAGCUGGAGAGCCUGCGGGGCUACUUUGAGCAGCGGCUACGCAACACUGAGGAGAGCCACCGCGAGGAGAUCGCCCUGUUGCAGCUGCGCCUCAUAGAGGGAGCACUGGAGGAGUCCGUCAUGAAGACGGCAGAGUCCAGUUUCUUGUCUGAGGUGAAGGCAGAUGAAGACAAGACUGACAUGCUGGCAGAAAUCACCCAACAGCUGGAGAAACACAAGGAGGAGCUGGACUCGUUGCGUGUCAGCCUAGAGGAGCGUCACGGUCGUGAGUUGGAGCUGCUGCGCUCCAGCAUGGCUCUGGCCCAGCGUGAGGAGCUGCUGCAGGUCCGCACCGACCUCACCGACCGCUACUUCGCCGAGAUCAACGAGCUCAAGAACAAACACUCGCUGGAGCUGGAGCAGCUACGCGCCCGCCUGUCAGAGAGCCACGUCAAAGAGAUCACGCGUCUGCGUCUGCAGUGUGCGCAGGAGGUGGCCAGGCAGGUGGAGGCUGAGCUGGAUCAGCGUGGUGAGGAGCUGGGCAGGGAGCAGGAGGCGCGCCUGGCGGAGCUGGAGAGGGAGGCCCACCGCCUGCUGGCUCUGGAGGCGCGCAUCGCCCAGCUCACCCAGCAACACGUCCAGGAGCUGGAGCGCCUGGCAACCUCGCAUCAGGACCAGCUGCAGCAGGCUGAGGCCAAGCUGAAAGAGGGCUUUGCGGAGCGGCUGCGUGUUGGUGUGGAGGAGGCGCGAGGAGAGGAGCAGAGGCGUCUCCAGCAGGAGGCCCAGGAGCAGCAGGCUCUACUCCGCUCCGAGCUGCAGAGCCAGUGGCAGCAGCAGAGGAAGGAGCUGGAGGAGCAGUGGGGCCAGGAGAGGGGAGCACUGGAGGAGAAGCUGCAGCAGGAGCGGGCCCGUCUGGAGGGAGAGCUGGAGGACCAGAGGGUUCGCCUGGAGGCCGAGUUGGAGCAGGAGCGCGGCCGGCUGGAGGCCCUGCAGGGCAGUCUGGAGAGGGGGGAGAACCCUCAGCUGCUGGCCAUGCGGCAGAGGCUCCAGGCCCAGCACGAGGCCCAGCUCCGCACCGCCCGCUCCACCAUGGCCACAGAGGUCAAGGAGCUCAACGCACUGCUGCUGCAGCAGAGUGAAGCGAGGCUACACGACGCCCACACCCGGUUCCAGGAGGAGAGGAGGGAGCUGGAGGAGAGGCUAGCCCAGGAGAGGGCCUCCGCUCUGGGGGAACUCCGGCAGAAACACCAGGCCGAGCUGAACGCCCUGAAAACGGAGAUGGAUAAACUGACCGCUCAGAUCGAACGGCUGCAGCAAGAACGCCAAGACCUCACGCACAAACACCAGGAGGAGCUAGACUCCCUCUCCUCCAAGCACAAAACCGCUUUGGAGGCCCUGCAGAAGGAGCUGAACAGCAAUCACAGAGCUGAAUUUGACCGGUUGGAGGCUGUCCUUCAGGAGGCCAAUGAGGCUCAGCUGGAGGCUAAGGAGGAGGAGUUAGUGCGGAGACACAGGAAGGAGAAGGAUGAGCUGGAGGCCAGGAUGCUGGGCAACAUGGACACCCUGGAGAACACCUACCUGCAGGAGAUCCAGACGGUGAGGGAGGAGAAGGAGGCGGAGCUUAGACAGCUCAGGGCGGAGCUAGAGGAGCAGCACAAGGCAGAGCUGAAGCAGAUUGGAGCAGAGCAGCUGUCAAUCACAGAGGAGCUGAGGAGGGAGCUGGCCCAGACGCACCUGGACAAGUUCAACGCCAUGGCUGCAGAACUCCAAGAAGUGCACCAGGCUGAGCUGACUGAGGCCCUGUCCCAGGCCCAGGCUGAGCACUGCUCUGCUCUGGAGGCCCUACAGCAGCAGGUGCUGGAGCUGGAGGAUCAGCACAGCGCCGCCCUAGUGGAGGUGCGAGACAUGACGACCAGCGACCGCCAGCAGCUGCAGCAGCAGCUGGAUGCCGUGCGAACGCACCACCAGCAGCAGAUGCAGGAGUUGAAGGGAGCUUCAUGGCGUGAGCAGGAGGCCUUGCGUCGGGAGCUGGAAGAGGAAGCGUCUCGCCAGCGGCAACACUUCCUGGAAGAGGUGGAGCUUAUGAAGGCCCAAUCAGAUGAGCUCAUGCAGCAGAGGGUCGCCCAGAUGAAGGAGGAGAGUGAGCGGGAGCGACGGGCUGCCGUGGAGGCGCAGGAGGAGGAGAGGAGGCGCGCGGUGCAGGAGCUGAGCAGGGCCCAGGAGGAGGCGCUGGAGGAGCAGCGGGGCAGGCUGCAGCAGGAGAAACAGCAGCUGGAGGAGACGCACAAGGAGAAGAUGGACACGCUCAGCACACAGCUGCAGCAGCUGGACACAGAGGUGGCUCAGUUGCGUGCUGAGGUGAGCAGCCUGCAGGGGGAGCUGGUGAGUAAGAGCAGUGAGAUGGCCAGCCUUGAGGGCAUCCUGCAGCGCCACCAGAGGGAGAGCCAGGAGGGGGACAACCUCGUCACCCUGCUACGCCAGGACCUCGACGACGCCAAGCAACAGAGGCAAGUGGUGAGCGAUGUUAACGAGCGUCUGCAGCACGUGCUGCUGGAGAUGCUGAAGAGCUCCAUGGCCACAGAGGAGGCCAUCAGCAGGAGGAUGGCCAACCACCACGCCAGGCUGCAGACAGGAGCAGCACACAUGGACAGCGGCCUGGAACACACCUCCCUACGCACCGACAAAUGCAGUGGAGACGCACAAGCCUGUGAUGCGGCGUUGACCAGCGAGUGCGGUCCCGACAGCAGCCUGUGGUCCAUGAGCGAUGAGGAGCUGAGCCAGCGUCUGUGUGAGAGCCUCUUCGUGGGGGCUGAGCUGCUUCACGGGGGGGAGGGCGACCCCGAGGCCCCCCAGGAGGAAAUGCUGCUGCUGGGGGCCAGCGGACGCCUGCGCACCGCCGUCGACAAGCUGCUGGACCUGCUGGACCACCAGCCCUCCAAACAGAUGGAGCGCUGUAUCCAGACCACUCCUGAGGAUGCAGCUCAGCUGCUGCAUCACCACAAGCAGCUGAUGGAGCAACUGGACCAGGAGUCCUCUCACAAGAACCACCUACAGCUGGAGCUGCACAAGGCAGAGGGCCUCCUGGAGGGCUACGUGUGUGAGAAGGCCUCUUUAGAGGAGCGUCUCCAGGUGAAGGAGGCGCGAGAGGAGCGUCUGGUCAAGCAGCUGGAGGAGGCCAAGGAGGCGCUGCAGCAGCUGAGCGAGGAGCACGCGCUAGUACUCAGGCAGAGGGAGGCCCUCUCCUCAGGACUGGGAGACGCAGAGAAGGGCUGUGUUGGAAGGCCAGAAGGAGACCCAGGUCUGCUGGAGGAGACCGCUCGCCUGGCCCAGGAGCGUCUGGACGUGCAGCGGCAGGCGGAUAAGGACCGCAGCGGGCUGGCCGCUCGCUUACGCCACCUGGAGGCCACUCUGGAGGAGCAGGAGGGGCGUGAGGCCGAGCUAGAGAGCCAACACAGAGCACAGACGGAGGACCUCCAGCAGCACAUACGUGCCCUGGAGAAGCAGCUCAAACAUCACCGCACCUUUAUAGACGAGCAAGCAGUGGAGCGUGAGCAUGAGCGAGAUGAGUUCCAGCAAGAGAUCAAGAAUCUGGAGGCCCAGCUCAGACUGCCCUCUAAACACUCCACAACUGACGUCAAGGGACAGAGGAUAGAGGAGCUGCUAGCUCAGGUGGAGUCUCUGCAGGCGCUGGUGCGUGACCGCCUGGAGGACGUGAGCGUGCUGCAGCUGGCCAGAGACCAGGCGCUGAGCGACGUGGCCGAGCGCAACGAGGAGAUCGACAAGCUGACCGGCCGCAUCCGCGAGCUCGAACACGCCCUGCUCUCCACCACCGAGGCCACGCACACACUCGCACAGCUGGAGCAAGAGCUGCAGCGCACACGCAAGAACCAACAAGACCUCACACAGGAUAAGGAGGCUCUUCAGCAGCAGCAGUAUGCCCAUAAGCUCCAGAUCUCUGCUCUGCAGUCCAAACUGGACGAGACCAAGCACCGUCUGCCGGACAGCGCGGCUGAACACCUCCUACGCCAGGAGCUGGACACCGCCCUACAGGACCUCGACAACAAACACCAACAGGUGGAGGAGUUGUUGGUGCGUGUGGACUCUCUCCAGUUGGAGCUGGACCGGCGUCAGGAGGAGGUGCAGGAGCUCAGCCUUCAGCUGGAGCUGGCCACCAGGGGGCACCACAAACGAGAACAGCAGCUGCAGGACGCACUCACUGAACUACAGGACAUGGUGAGCGACCUCCGUCGCCGUGAGGAGGAGCAGGAGGAGGAGCAGGAGCGAGCUUUGGGUCUCCCAGGGGCCCUCCUGCAGGAGAAGAACCAGGAGAUAGACCACCUCACGCAGCAGCUCAUGCACCUGCAGACGCAGAUAGAACACAGCACCGACAACCGGGUGUCUGAGGAGAGCGGUGCCCUGGUGGAGGAGCUCCAGGCCCAGGUGGAGCGUCUGCGUGGGGAGCAGGAGAGGGUACGAGAGGCCCAGGAGCUGGAGGUGGAACAGCUGCACGAGGUCAUCACCAGACUACAGGCCGAACUCUCCCAGCUCACACCACGCACACACGAGCUGAGCGACGCCCAGGGAGAGAGCGAGGCCGAGGGGAGCAUUGGAGGGGGAGGAGGCGGUACAGGUGGAGGGAAUGGGGUAGGCACGGCAGCCACCAGCCCUGAGUCGUCGGACUACUCCUGGAACGCCGGCCCUCGUGGCCGCUCCCACGCCCUCGCCCACUCAGGACUGGGCCAGGAGGAGAGCCUGGGCCACGAGCUGGCCAACCACAGCCUGCGCACCUCCCGCCAGCGCCUCCGCAAGGUGCGGCAGCAGCUAGAGGAGGCCGCCGCAGAGAAGGAGGCUCUUCAGAGACUACUCCUCACCCAGGAGGAGGAGUACGGAGAACAGGUGAGGGCGCUGGGGGCCAGCCUGAAGGAGGAGCGUGAGCGGCUGGUUCAGCAGCAGCAGGAGGCGCAGCAGCUCCAGAGCAGUCUGGAGGAGAAGGAGGCCCAGGUGGAGACACUGCAGGCCCAGAUCAGGGAGCUGGAGGAUGGGGAGAAGCAGCGACAGGCCUCCCUGGCCGAGAUGGAGGAGAGGCUGAAGGAGGCGGAGCAGAGGAGAGACCAGGCCCUGAGGGAGCUGGAGGAGGUGGGAGGAGCACGAGCCCAGCAACAGCAGAGCCUUGCCCAGGAGGAGAGCACUGUAGCUGGGGAGAAGGAGCGGCUGCAGGCCCUGGUCCUGGAGCUCCAGAGGAGAGAGGAGGAGGACAGCAGGAGCACCCAGGAGCUGAAGGCCAAAGUCUCCCAGCUGGAGGAGGAGGUCUCGGCGGCCAGGUCAAAGGUCAUCACCCUGGAGACGGGCAAGAAGGAGCUGCACGCAGAGCGGCAGGCGCUGAGGAAGCGAGAGGGCCGGCUGCAGGAGGAAAUAGAGGCACUCCGACAGGAAGUGGAGUCGAAGGGCUCUGUCAUCGAGGAGCUGAGCGAUCAGCUGGACGAGAGGGUCAGCUUCCACGAGGAGACCCAGAAGGAGGCACUGACAUGUGCCGAGGAGACGCUGGCUAAGGCCGAUGUGGCCCUCCGAGAGCGCGAGCAUCAGCUGAGCCUGCUGAAGGCGGAGCAUCAGAGCCUCAGGGCGGAACUAGCAGCUGUGAAGGAGGGGCUUAGCACCAGCACUGAACAAGCCCUGAAGCUGCAGGAGGAAGGACAGACUAAAGACCGUGCGUUAGCAGACCUGGAAGUGUAUAACGGCCGCUUGAAGGCAGAGCUGCGUAGCCUGCAGGAGGACCUGGCCGUGCAGGAGGAGGAACUGGCCUACCAGCAAAGGGAGCUGGAGAACCUUCGCCAACGCUGCAGCCCGCCCUCAGACCCCCCAGCUCCCCAGCCUCAGCUGGUCUCCUCCACCACCUCCCCGAUCCGCGUGUGCGUCUCCAACUCCACCACCUCCCCUAUCCGUCACCUCCACCACCCUCACCACCACCCCCACCUCCCCAACAUCACCUCCUCCACGUCGCGGCCCACCUUCGCCUCCUCCCUGGAGGCCACCUCCUCCUCCCUCUGCUCCCCGGAGCUCCUGCGCCGGCCGGACGUCAGCAUGGAGGAGCGGGGAGCGCUGCACCUGCACGCCAUCUCGCACCUGUCGGAGCUGAGCGGGCUGCAGGCCGGCAGACUGGACCUGCUGAGUGGAGGAGGUGGAGGAAGAGUAGGGAGAGGAGGAGGAGGAGGAGGAGAUGAUGUGGACUCCUCAUCCCACUCCAUGCACCUGGCUCCGGAGCCGGAUAUGCUGCCCCUCCAGCCCCAUCGUUAUCAUCAGCAGCGUCAGCAGCAGCAUGGUACUAGCAGCAGCAGCCUCCACUCUCCCUCAUCACUCUGUGCCUCUGAUAACCUCAGCAUGCUGGAUUCACUGGACGCAGACAAGCUGGACCUGACCUCCUCCAUGCGCUCCACAUCUCCUGGGUCGGCUCCAGAGUGGAUCAGUGACGGAUACGGCAGCAAUGUGAGUUCUGACCUGGGAGCACGUCUGAAGUUGGAGCUGGAGCAGACGGAGCGUCUGGAUGCCCAGUUUGUAGAGUACCUGCGCUGCAGAGGCAUCAACCCCACCGACCAGCUGCACAACACUGACGGACAGCACACACACGAGAUGCUGUCCCCAGAACUACAGACCUUGCUGAAGCGUGUGUACCAGGAGAGCUGUCGUGUCCUGUCCCUCUCGCGACGCCCCGCCCCCUCGGGCCAAACGGGCUCUGAUUCGCCACCUCCUCCGUCAUGGCAACUGGAGAGGCGGGCCCUUCAGGAGACUGUGCUGUCGCUCCGAGAGCUGCUUUGCAGGAUGGCGGACCGUGAGCCCAAGGUGAGUGGUGGUGAUGUUGAUUGGCGUCAGGAGCUGCUGCAGGCAGUGAGGAGUGUGUUUGAUGGAGAGAGGAUUUGGCUGCACACUGAGCUGCAGGCCCUCCUCACACAGACACACACACACGCGCCGCACGACCACACAUCCCUCCUCACACACAUGGAGAACCUGCUCAGCAAACAGGAGGAGCAGCAUAAGCGUUCUCUGGAGCAGCUGCUGGGAGCUGACCGACGCCACCUGCAGGAAGAAGUGCAGCAACUCCAGACACAGCUGCACACCAGCAGCACACACAACCAGGAGCAGCUGCAACAGCUACAGAAGACACUCGCCACACAGGUAGAUCAGCUGGAGGCUCGAGUGAAGCAGGAGCAGACGCAGAGUGAGGAGCUGCGCAGACGCCUUCAGCAGGAGCAGUCCCAGGGCCAGCAGCUGCGCACUCAACUGCAGCAGUCCGAGUCUCAAUCUGUCUGCCAGGACCUCCGCAGCCAACUGCAGCAGUCUCAGUCUGCGUGUCAAGACCUGCACAGUCGACUGCAACAGUCCGAGUCCCUGUGUGGAGAUCUGCGAAGUCGACUGCAACAGUCCGAGUCCCUUUUUGGAGACCUACGCGGUCAACUCCAGCAAUCGCAGUCCAUAUGUAGUGACCUGCGCGGUCAAGUUCAGAAGCACACGGCGUCCGGGGAGCUGCGUAUCAAACUGCAGGACGAACAGCGAGCGUGUGCGGACUUGCGCGGCCAGCUGGCGCAGGAGCAGGGAGUGUGUGAGGACCUGCGCGGUCGGCUGCAGGACGAGCAGACGCAGGCGGAGCAGCACCGCAGGCGACUGCAGCACGAACAGGAAGUGACCUCGCAGCUGAGGGCCGACCUGGAGGAGACCAGCCUGCAGCUGCACAGCGCCACCAAGAGGCAGGAGGAGCUCACCACCGAGAUCAAGGCACUCAGGCGUAAGCUGGAGCGUGAGGAGCAGGAGCGUGUGCAGUGUGAGCAGGCUGUGGAGAGGGAGCAGGCCAGAGCACAGCAGCUGCAGCAGCAACUACAGCAAGAGUCGGUGUCCCAGUCCCAGUCCCAGUCCCUGCGCUCCUCUCUAGAGGAGCAGUGUUCUCGCGUGGCCCUCCUCUCCUCCUCUCUGGAGCAGGAGCGCACCGCCGCCUCUAACCUCCGCGGGGAGCUGCGCAUCGAGCGGUCGCGCUGCGAGGCCCUGCUCUCCCAGGAGCGCCAGAGGAGCAGCGAGGAGAACACACGCCUUCAACGGGAGAGGGAGGAGGAGGGCCGGCGCCUCCGGGCCGAGAGGGAGGAGCUGAACUCGGCUCUGCAGGAGGAGAGCAGGAGAGGCCAGGCUCUGCAGAGCCAGCUGGAGGCCUUGCAGAGGGAGGUGCAGGACAGGAGAGAGGAGGUGAAGACCCUGAGGAGCACCCUGGCCUCCCUGAGGGAGAGAGAGGAGCAGUGGGGGGAGCAUGGCGGCCUCCAGAGGCAGCUCCAGGAGGAGCGCAGGAGGUGCCAGAGUCUGCAGGAGGAGGCCCAGGAGCAGAGGGAGGAGGUGAAGACCUUAAGGAGCACCCUGGCGGCCCUGAGGGAGCGAGAGGAGCAGUGGGAGCAGCAGAGGGGCCGCGAGAGGCAGGAGCAGGCCGACCAGGAGCGCAGACACGACCGGAACAACCAGAAACUGCUGGAGUUGGAGAUGUUGCGUCAGCGUGAUCAGCAGCGGCUGGCGGAGCUGCAGCAGACUCUAGCGGACCUGGAGGAGCAGGAGAAACAGCUGACCGCCCAGCACCUCUCACACGCACACACACAGCCCUGGAACACACACUCCUCCUCCUCCUCGCCCACCAACAAGCAUGCUUCACACACCUCCGCCUCUCAGGCCAGCACUCACCCAUCUCAGACUCAGACGGACUCCGGCCGACACGGAGCGGAGCAGCAACCCAGCCAGUCUGCCAACGACAGCAAGAACUCCUCUUCGUCCUCGUCCUCCUCCUCUGCGCUGGUUGAGCGCCUCCUGAAGGAGAAUUCUGAGCUGUCAGAGCGUCUCUCGCAACUCAGCCAGGAGCGCGUCUCCCUCACACACACCCUCAGCCUCCUGGAGAGAGAGCUCAGCACCUACAAACGCAACCAGCAGGUGAGGUCGUCAGAUGAGGCCGCGUGGCAAAAGGAGCGCGCCUCACUGCAGAUGUCCGUCCGCUCAGCCCAGAACCAGCUGGCCAAACUCACCGCCGAGAUAGAGAACCGACCACUACCCGAACCCUCACACAGCAAGCUCCAGCGGCUGUAUGAGAAGUAUCUGCGUGCUGAGAGUUUCCGUAAGUCUCUAGCGUACCAGAAGAGGUACCUGCUGCUGGUACUGGGAGGCUUCCAGGAGUGUGAACAGGUGACUCUGGCGGUGAUCGCACGCAUGGGAGCUCACCCCUCCCACACAGACCUCCAGGCUGCCGCCCACCUCCGCCGUCAACCAAUCAACCGCUUCCGCACUGGAGUCCGUGUCAUCAUCGCCAUCACCAGGUUGAAGUUCCUGACGCGCAAGUGGCAGAGAGCCACCAAGAGAAUACGCAGCAGCAGUUCCACCACACUCAAUACAUACGCCGCAACCAGCACUACAGUAUCCACAGGGAGGUCUGAAGUUCUGAGGCCUCAGCACCCGACCUCCGCCUACAACUCCCCUCCUACGAAGGAGCCAACCAGACGCAAGAGUGCAAGCUCCUCACUCAGCCAGCCAAUCAAAUCGCAGCUCAUUAGCCAGAGCAGGGUCCUGUCGAGUCCCGUGCUGGUUCAAGCGGAGCGCUCCAUGACUGCGUCCCAAGAUGCUGAGCGCUCGCUUACAGAGUACAUCCAACACCUGGAAACCAUCCAGCAACGCCUCGGGGCCGUACGCCCAGUGAGCCCGCAGGGCUUGGGCGAGAGUUUGCGCCACGGGCACGGCAGCCUGGCACACAUGAUGGGGCAGCGGCAGCACUGGCUGAGCGGGCAGCGCAGCUGGAACUACCUCAGCUACCUGGCGCCCGCUUACACGCUCGCGCCCGGCUCCCCACCGCUGCUGUCUUAUCAAAGGAAAUCCGACCGCUGAAGGAAUGUCCCAUUUUAACUGCACUUGUGCCAGCGUGCCGUGUGUCUCUCGUCCUACUUUUGUACUUUUAUCAGCGCCAUUUGUCUGUUAAUACGCUCAAGUACUCCUUUUGAUUUGCCUAAAUUAUUUUUGUAUUAAUGCACAUUUCAUUUUCAUUUUUUCUCAGAAUUGUGAUUUUUGUAAUUCUUCAUGAUUAAUUAAUACACUGGUGUCAUCCGAAUGUGCUUGAAAUAGUGCUAUUUUUUAAAAGUAUUUUUUAUAUGCAUUUCUAUUGUAUGUUCUGUACAGUUGUUUUGUGUAUUAUACUAUCUUUAUAAUUGUUCUGUUACAUGUGCACAUAUAAUACGAUACACUCUCACGAACGUUGCACUGGAAUACAUCAUCCAAAAAGGGAGACGUUUUUGAACAAGUUUUGAAAGGUUUUGUUUUGUCUUUUUUGUAUCAUCUAUAAACGUUUUUUACAAAGACCACCAAUAAAUAUUUUAUUCCAAAUGCAA